UAACAUAUUUAUUUGGUUUUUGUUUAUGCAUCAAAUAUUGCGUGAAGGAUUUCUCAAAACUUCUAAAAAUUCUGUAUUUUGAUGCCUUCAAAGAAAGCUGAAAUAAAGAUGCAGAAAAAAAUCCUGCUACUUUAUUUUUCUUAAUACCUUUUGUUGGUAGACCCCAUAUGACAUAAUUUUGCUCAUAUUCAUCCGGGUGUAAUUUUGUAUGAUAAUCUGAUAAUAGGCUGGUCAAACAUUUCUAAUAACAGUACACUAAAGAGUACUGUACAGCAAACCAGCGAUGCUGACGUCUGUUUUGCAGUCAAAGGGCGCCAUCCUGUGGCUUCACUCAUUUACACAAACACGCCAGCUUUCAGUUUGACUGCAGUCAUAUAAAAACAUUUGGAUUUCCUCCACAGGAGUCAAAGGGCCUGCAAACUGCCAGAACGCUUUUGUAUUCAUUUAAAAUUAAUUUAUAAGCCUUUUUCUUAACACACAAAAAAAGUAUUUUUUUGAAAAAGAAUGAUUGCUGGAUUGAAUGUUAUGUGUAAAAACUUUCCUUGGAGCCUUAUUUUUUCGCUUUUGCUAAAUGAAUCCUCAAGUUGGUGUGAUUAGUUUUUAUCGUUUGAUCGAUCUGGUGAUCCCUUUUAAAAGAUAUUUUCACGCUUUUUCCUGAAGCUCCUUUUCCCUCCAUCCAACACAUUUCCUAUUUUGUUCACUUAGUUGAGAAUCUUUUAGAAUCUGUUCCACCGAAAUUAACCAACAUAAGCAGCAGAAGUUGCCCUUUUUUCUAUACAUUUCCCUGUUGGAACCUGCACGUUCUGCCACAUGGCGUUCUCUAAAAUGCAAAGCUCAGCUUGCAUACUGUAAUAGGAUCAGCACCCCUCAUUCUCCCAUUUACACCAGCCUUCAUUACCCCGAGCUUAUAGCAGGAUUACUGAGGCUGCAGGUGAUGUUUAUUUUCUGUUCCAGCUCCUGGGGAUGUUUUGCUCUGCGCACCAAAAGCUGCAGUCCCCCAUACUUUUAAAGGAAAUUGUGCUUUUAUCUUUUUUAAUGUUGUAAAAGCUUUAAAAGAAGUCUGAAAGCACAGUUCAGAGAGUUUAACAAGCAAGCUAAAACUUAAGUUCUUCUGAUUUUUUUGACAUAGAAACAAGGAUGACAAGAAAGUUGACCACAUAGCUUCUCCAUCCAUCCUUCUUUCUGGCAGUGCUCCCCCCCUUUUCUGAGUGGAAUCCUCUUAAAGGUGGAUUAUUAAGCUAAGAUGUCUCCGCUGAGACUGAGAGAUGCAGAGACGCAGCGAGGGAACGCUAGUGAAGACGAGCGAAGACAGCAGGACAAUGGAGAAGACCCCUUGGCUUCAUGCGGACCAAGGUGGAAGAGCUGGGUCAAAGCCAGAGCCUCACACUGUGAAACACGUAUUCCUGAGUCUCCCUCCCCCUGUUGAAAACGAGGCGGGGACAGCCUAACCUUCAUGACAGCAAUGGGCUCUCUGACCCCAACCGACCCACGGAGUUGGAGCUCCGCUCUCUGCAUCCUCUUCCUGCUGUUCCAAGAGGCCAAAGUGGACACCCUGGACGCUUCUACCACUCUCAAUGGUGGGGGGUCCCAGUGUGGGGAGUACACAAACCAGUUGACAGAGGAUGGGAUGUGUCGCCUAGAGGCCACCCUGCCUCAGCUGGAUGAGAGGAGAUGCCCUGAUAUGUUUCGCUGCACAGACGAGGUUUCCUACUGGCUCCACGAGAAUGAGGAGAGGAAAGAUCAGAUUGUGGCGCUCAAAGAAACCAUCUCCGAGCUGCAGGAGGAUCUGAGGAACCACCGGCAUCGCAUCAAAGUCCUGGAACUUGAGAGUGAAGAGCGCCACCAUCUGAACAUCUCUCUGGAGCUGCAUCUCCAUGAGCUGGAGGUGCGUUAUGCAGAGGCCACCUCCCUGCUGCACCUGCAGGGGACCCUCAUCCUGGACCUGCAGAACCAACUGCACAACCUAACCCUUGUUCUGGACAAGUUAAAAAGAAACCCCGGAUGCUCCAUUAAUAUUGUCCGCCCAAAUCCUCUUCUGAAUACCCAAGAUGCUCUGCAUCCAGAGAUCCAGCAUGUGGGAGACUGUCCCAUUGACUGUGCCUCCAUCUACUUCAGCGGGGUGAGGAGAUCAGGUCUCUACGCUGUGGUUCCAUCCCUGUCAGGCCUGCCUGUGGACGUUUACUGUGACAUGGACACGGAAGGUGGCGGGUGGACAGUGAUCCAGCGGCGAGUUGACGGCUCGGUGAGCUUUAACCGUAACUGGAGGGAUUACAGGGAUGGAUUUGGUGACCUGCACUCCGAGUUCUGGCUGGGAAACAACCACAUACAUGAACUGACCGCCCAGGGAGAGUACAGCCUCCGCAUUGACCUGGAGGACUGGAACAUCCAGCACAAAUAUGCCCUCUACCAGAGCUUCAGGGUGGAGGAUGAGGAGCAUCAAUACCGUCUUCACGUGUCUGGCUUCAGCGGCACAGUGCAAGACUCUUUCAGCUGGUACCAUGACAAGCAGAGCUUCAGUACACCAGACAGUGGAAACAUCUGUGCUGAGAUCUCACAUGGGGGCUGGUGGUACAACCAGUGUUUCUACACCAACCUAAACGGAGUCUACUACAGGGGGGGCCAUUACACUCCAAAGGGCCGGGGCCCACUUGGUCCUGAUGGCAUCGUUUGGUACUCCUGGAAAGACUCGGAUUAUUAUUCUCUGCGCAAAGUCAGUAUGAUGAUUCGACCACGCAGCUUCCAAACACGCCUGUCGCCCUGACAACAGCUGGGAUGCAUCUGCAUUUUGUUACAGCAUCAAGGAUAAAACUGUGCAGCAGCGAGGAGCUUUCUUUUCUUGACAUUGACUUAAUAAAACUGGUCCUAUAAGCUGUUACUGACUUUUCAAGACAUACAUUUUGUAUUAAGAGUAUUUUUGGAAACCUUUUUUCUCCAGUUAUGGAAAAAAUCUCAUUUUGUACCUACUCCAAUUUUUUUUCAAAGCUGGAAAUGUUUUGGAAGCAGUGGCUGAAUUUUUGUACUCCACAAAGACAAAGCUCCUCACCUGACACUCACAUGUUUCUUUACAACUCCUUGUCAGUUCUGUUUAAAUAUUAUUCACCCAUAAAUUUAACUGAAAGUAAAAUUGCUUAAAGACAGAGCACCUUAGGUUCCCUUUUAAAACACUUAAAAUCCGUUUUUCCCAAAGUUACCUCAACUAUUGUGCUUCUUUUGUAGUCAAGUUGUACAUUUUGUAAUGGUGUUUUUGGAAUAUUUGUAUUAUAGAUUUCAACAAAUUCUAACUAAUGAGCCAAAAAAAUGUUUUUUAAAUAAUAAAGCAAAUGUUUUGGAAUCAAUCAAACCAGUGCCUCUUUUAGAUCCAAGAAACUACUUGAAACUUUAAAUACUUAAAGUUUGAAAGCUAUUUGGAUGACCUAACAUAGUAAUGUAUACUACAGUUAAUAAACUUGUGGGCUGAGGCUGCAGAAAACCUUCAGGAAGAUGGAAAAUGGGUUUAAGGUCCAAUCAAACAUUAAAUGUUGAUCCUUAACUUUUCAGCACGGUGGUGGUAGUGUCAUGGAGUUUUGUAGAUGGACUUGCUUUUUCCAAUCUAAAUAACAGUCAGGUAGUUGCAGCUAAAUGUUUGAACAUAACACUAUUUAUGUUAUUUCCCAAGAAACUUACGUUUUUUAGCGUUUUAUGUUGCCAAAACAUUUAUCUUUAAUAUAAAACCCACAAAAAUGAAAUGUUUGUCCUGCAUAGGAACAGCUAAAAAUAAAAUCAACUGUGAAACCCAUUAACUCUUAUCUAUGUAUUACCAAUAAGUCUAAUUAAAAGGCAUCAUUGUCUUAGAACAGUGUUGAGCAACAUUUUGCUGUUUUAAGAUUGUAUAUGCUUGACAUAAACUAACUGUGCAAUUAAAAAGAUCAAAAAAAGAUUUAAAAAAUAAAACUGUUUUGUGAAUCA
Messenger RNA from Oryzias latipes (Japanese medaka), 3945 nucleotides. RefSeq names its product fibroleukin. Gene Ontology annotation, molecular function: protein-macromolecule adaptor activity; extracellular matrix structural constituent. Lineage: Eukaryota; Metazoa; Chordata; Actinopteri; Beloniformes; Adrianichthyidae. Gene Ontology annotation, biological process: fibrinolysis; blood coagulation; platelet aggregation. The record is from RefSeq and is a predicted model, not a curated record. Gene Ontology annotation, cellular component: fibrinogen complex.